This is a messenger RNA of Colletes gigas, 903 nucleotides long. RefSeq names its product protein lifeguard 3-like. NCBI's taxonomy places the organism in Eukaryota, Metazoa, Arthropoda, Insecta, Hymenoptera, Colletidae. The transcript has 7 exons. The coding region runs from base 1 to 903 and encodes 300 amino acids. The record is from RefSeq and is a predicted model, not a curated record. Gene Ontology annotation, biological process: negative regulation of apoptotic signaling pathway. Gene Ontology annotation, cellular component: endoplasmic reticulum; membrane; Golgi apparatus.
AUGCAAGGGGAUCAAGAGAUUCGGCGAUUUAUAUCGGGCCCGCCGCAAUUACCACCCCUGUUCGAAGGACAACAGAUUCAGACAGGGCCCUAUACUGUUACUGUCACGGCUGAUAUGGUAGCUCAGAGGGAACGAGAAAACGAGGAAUUGCAUAGAGCGUGGCUAGAACAUCAACAAAGAAGAGUAAUGGGCCCAGACGACGAUGAUUCCGAUUAUGUAGGGGAGUUUAAGCAAGAAGUCGUGAGAAGAAAUUUCAUUAGAAAAGUCUUCUCUAUAUUAACAUUACAGUUGUUGUUCACAGCCUGUGUCAUAGCGUUCUUUCUUUUUGUGGACGCUGCAAGAAAAUUCAUGAUAAUACAUUGGUAUUUUUGGAUUAUAGCCAUGAUAUGCUUCACCGUUUCCUACUGCGUUGUGUCUUUCUCUAAACGCGCUAGACGUAAAGCACCAUAUAAUUACAUCUGGCUAUGCAAAUUGACAUUGGCAAUGUCGUAUUUAGCUGCUUUUGCAUCGGCAUUUUAUGAGGUCGAAAUUAUUUUAAUGGCAUUGGGUAUGACGGCGCUAAUUACAUUCGGGAUAGGCUUACUGGCAACAUUUUCAAAGUUUGACUUAACAAUGAGAACAGGAUUGAUGAUGAUCGUCGGUUUGGCUUCCAUUGUUAGUAUUUUCGUAAUGAUGAUACUUCUGAUGUUUACGCACAUAAAAGUAUUACACGUAAUUAUUUCUGUUAUAGGAAUGAUAUUACUAUCAAUGUAUUUGUACUUUGAUGUGCAAACAAUUAUGGGUGGACGAAGAAUAGAAAUAUACCCGGACGAAGUUGUAUUCGCAACGGUGCAAAUUUAUGUUGACAUUAUAUUGUUAUACCAGUACGUGCUAAUGUUUAUGGGUUUGAUUCAUGAACGUUGA